Leopardus geoffroyi (Geoffroy's cat) is the source of this 10093-nucleotide messenger RNA. It is a transcript of the gene CFAP47, whose product is annotated as cilia and flagella associated protein 47. The transcript is spliced from 64 exons. Gene Ontology annotation, molecular function: protein binding. Bases 77 to 9544 code for a protein of 3155 amino acids. The record is from RefSeq and is a predicted model, not a curated record. NCBI's taxonomy places the organism in Eukaryota, Metazoa, Chordata, Mammalia, Carnivora, Felidae.
UGCCUAGCGACGGCGUCCACGCUAGCCCUCUGUAAAUCAAGUCAGCUACUGUUCGCAGGCUACAUACAAGGCCGCCAUGGAGACUGAGAGGGGCUCCUUCAUCUCCCGGGACGUGGAGACCCCAAAGAAGGAGGUGCAGCUGCGGGUGACCCCUUCGGAGGUGAAGUUCCUGGACACGCUGGCCGGGAGGGUGUACCGCCUGCCGGUUACCGUACACAACCUCGGCCGUUGCAACCAGAAAAUCCGGUUUCAGGAACCACUCAAGCCACAGUUCAAACUGAUUUUGACCAAUCUGGAUAAAGCACUUGCUUCUGGACUUCAGAUGACAGCUAUGGUGGAAUACCAUCCUGAUAAGGAUGAAGACACUUAUGACCAACUACUUAUUUCAAUAGGAAAUAAAAUAAUAGAGAUCCCUCUACUUGGGUUGAUUCCAGCCUGUCAAUUGGAAAUUGAGUCAGAAGUUAAUUUUGGCACAUUGGUUGCCAAUAGCAAAGUAUAUUGUAAAGAGAUUAAUAUCAUUAAUCAUGGCAGAGCUCCAGGUACAUUUAAAACAGAAUACCAGGGCCAAUUGCCCAUUGUCAUUUUUCCAAGUAAUGGUGUUGUGGAGUCCAAGUCAUCAGUGAUUGUUAAAGUGGAUUUGUGUGCAGACCAGCCCAGAAUUGUAAAUGAAGUGGCAAAAGUAAGUUUGCAAGGUCGUCCAGAUAUGCUCCUGAGGGUCAAAGCUCAUGUGGUUGAGCAGAUUAUUGAAUUGCUAAACAUGAGUGGUGACAAGAAGUUGGAAUGCAUACACUUUGGUUCUGUUUUCUUCGGAACUUCAAAAAUCGAACAUGCACUUCUGUACAAUAAUAACCCAGAACCCAUAAAUUGGGUGGCCAUAAUACAGGAUGAUUCAGUUGGAGAAGAACUGGGUACUAAUAUUCAACAAAGAACAGAUGUUGCUUUAAAUAAUCUCCCUUACUUAAGCCGAAUAAAGAACAUAGAUGUUACCACUUUUAUCUCCUGUAUUCCUAAUGAAGGGAGGUUGCUACCUUAUCAAAAGACCAUAAUUACAUUUUGUUUCAGCCCAAAGCUAAUUAUUGAUGGUAAAAAGAAUUACGAUCCUUCACAUAGGCAAGACUAUGCUCUUUUUUUGAGAUUUGAGUCUGUGGGAAGUAAAGAUGGAUUUCUGAGAGAUGAUAACAAUAAAGCCAUCAAAAGUGAUCGAUUUCGGAAAGUGGAAUUAGCACUGACGGGCUCAGGACUUCCUGUCGUUUUACACUUUGAUCCUGGAAAUUUCCUUAAUUUUGCACCUUGUUUUAUGGGUGAACGUUCAGAGACGGUGUGUAUUAUGCAAAAUCGAUCCAAGUCACUUUCCGUGACGUACCACUUUAAAAAAACUGCACAUUUUAAAAUUGAUCCUGAAAGGGGCAAGAUUGAUGAAGGAUGUAUCCAGAAUGUGAUAUGUUCAUUCAUUCCACAUCAAGUAGGAGUCUUUAAAGUGAAGCAAUUGAUAGAGAUUAUUGGCUCAGUGGCAGAUGAAAAUUUUCAGUCUACAUCUCUGAAACCUUUUCAUCAAAUAUAUUUAUAUUUCAAGAGUGUCUGCAAACCUUCCACCAAGAAAGUUGUGAUGAAAGUUAAUCCUGGUAUAUCCCCUUUGGUCAGUAAUCCAACGGGACAGUUUGUGGUCAGAGACUUGCCAAAAUACAAGGACUGUGCGCCUGUUGCAAUGCUUCAAUCAACCAUGACACACCUUCACAAUCAUCACCUAAGUAAAAAGUCACCAAAGGAUGCACUGAUAGCUUUUCCCAAUGAUCGAGCUGCAAGUAUCAGGUCUGGAGACCAGCAUAAACAUUUCAGGACGAUUUUCACAAAGAUUCCAAGAUAUAACUAUGUGGAUCCUGAUUUUGCGUACACUAAAUUGGAAAGAAUUGGAAAGCAAGAACAUGAAAACUAUUAUGAAAGAUAUACUAAACAUUUAAGAAAUGUGCGCAUGCAGAAACAGGCAGAGAGUAGGGAAUGUAUGGAUUCAUAUAACAAUACAGACAUAGGAUUACAGCCAGCAUCAGGUCUAAAGUCACCUUCGCUCUCAGAAACGGAAAUAGAAGAGGAAUUAUUUGCAGCACGGCGUCAGAUCAGACGUAACCAGUUGCUAAAUACUAGGAAUAUAGCAUCCAAGGAGACAAAGGCUCUGAAAACAAAGGUUCUCAAAGGACUUAAAUCAGACCCAUCCACACCCCAUGAAAAACAUGACUGCAGCUUAAUUUUGACACCAAAGCAAAUUCAUCAAGUAAUUGUUGGGCCCUCUGUCCUUAAUUUUGGUGAUAUUUGCGUGAACUCCACAAAUACUCGUCUACUGCAUGUUGUUAAUAUGCUACCUAUGCAUAUUUUGAUCCAGCUAGAUAUUAAUUUGAAAGAACUUCAGAAAACCAACCAGUUUUCAUAUGUGAUUCCACCUACAGCUACUACUUACAUUUCAAUGGUAUUUGAAUCUCCCACCAUUGGAAAAUUUUGGAAGUCAUUCACCUUUACAGUGAACAAUAUACCUGGUGGGCAUAUCCUAGUGAUGGCCGUUGUCAUGCCAGUAGAACUGGAGCUAUCUUCUAAAGAGCUAGUUUUGAGACCACACGGCUUCUCGGUGAAAACAUGUUUUAUGGGGACAGUUGGUUUGUAUAACCAUCAGAAUUAUUUUGCCAAAUUUGAAUGGCAACCAGUAAACACAGAAAGAGGAAUGGCAUUUUCCAUUCGUCCAGCUAAAGGCACUGUUGAACCAUAUUCCUCCUUGCAAUGUGAAGUAACAUGGCAGCCAGGUUUCAGUUCUCCGGAAAGGGGAGAAUUUGUUCUUCACGUCAAUGAAGGAAACACGAUGACCCUAAAAUGUGUUGCACAAGUUGGCCACACCAAGGUCGUAUUUUUGGAGCCAAGGAUCCUCUUCGGUAAUAGCCCUCAAGGUUUAACAACUUGGAGGAAAGCGAUUCUACACAAUGUAGGACAAAACCAUGCUUAUUUCAAGGUUUGUGACCAGAGUCUUUUGUCUACCAUUAAUAUUGUUCCAUCACAAGGAAUAAUUCCAUUUGGGGGACUAACUGUUCUCAAUAUCUCCUAUACACCAACUGUAGCAGAAAAAUUUGAUACAAGAGCAAAGGUUGCUAUUCGCCAUGCAAAUGUCAUAGACCUUAGGAUUGGUGGAUCUGUUGAGAUUGCUGAUGUGGAAAUUAACCCGGGCGUAUUUAACUUCAGUGGUACCUAUGUUGGCGCUACUCAGAUUAUUCCAUUUAUAAUAAAAAACAAAGGUAUAACACGUGCCAGAGUGGAAUUUAAUCUACAAGGCUUUGAAUGUUUUUCUCUGGACUUCCAACAUAAAUUAGGGCAUUUCACAGACCCUGCAUUUCCUGACAUAUAUUCUCUGGAGGUAGAGGAAGGGACAUCUCUGGAAUGUGGCAUAGCAUUUUCUCCCAAAGAAGUGGCAACGUAUGACUUUUGCAUUCAAGUUCAAAUUAAUUUCUUUGAGGCUUCAGAACUUUACACUAAAUGUUGUUUGUCAAAAUCUCCUAUGAUUCCGAAGACAACACCACUUAUUCAACCAUGCUAUGUUCAAGCUACUGUAUUGCAAGCGCCAUUGAGAUUAUCCAGCACUGAUUUUACAUUUGAAAUCCCAUUGUAUACUAUGGAUCCUAAUAACAAAGUCACAAAAACUCAGGAUCUUGUCUUACAUAAUACUUCAAAACAAGAUGUGAAAUGGACUUUGGAUAUUAGUAAUACUGGCAAACUUUUCAAAGAUGGCACAUUCAAGAUUAGUGUGCUGAGUGGGAUUCUGCAACCACAUAAUGAAAUUAAUGUUUCCAUAAGUUUCUGUCCAAGUCAUCCUACAAAAUACACAGCUGAUAUUCCCAUUCAUCUAAAUGAUAAUCCAAUUUGCUAUCGAAUGUUAUGUUUGGUUGGAGAGGUAAAAUCACCCAAGUUAUCGUUUGACCCUCCAUUCAUAUUUUUCACUCCUGUUCCUCUGGACGUAACAACUAAGAUGAAUGUCAACAUUUUACCUCAAAACUAUUUCAGAGAUUCCACUUUAGAUGUCCAGAUUCCCACAGUGAGCCUUCUUGAUGGUGAUGAGGCUCAACCUCUUUCUGUAACGUUUCCAAAAGGCUGUGUCAUCACAGGGUCUUCCAGUGGAAUAAAUGCUCAGCUCACCUGCCACCUCAGCUUUAAAUCAUCUAAACCUGUGUCAUUUUUCACCGAUAUUCUUUUCUGUGAUAACAGAGAUAACUGGUUUUUGCUUCCAGUUACUGGAACAGCAGAAAACUGUCUUCUUACUAUUUACCCGUAUAUGGCAACUCAUCUUGAUAAACAAACAAUUAUUUUAAAGGAAGAUAAGAGUGACAUUUCUGUGAAGAGUAGAGAAAAUGUGUUGCUUCCCUACCAAGAAGAUGGUUUACUCUCUUCUACUUUGACUAAACGUAAUGAUGCUGAGCCUGCAAAGAAAAAAUUAUUUGUUGGAAUCGAAAUAAUACCUGAAAGAUUGAACUCGGGCAAAAGUAAAACCUCAAAGGAAAACAAAGAUAAAUCUGUGAAAAAGGAGGAGAAAAAUGAGCACUUCUUUUCUCUUGAAGAAGGAACAAAGGCAUAUGACUUCUUUGAAAAGGUUGUACACGCUGCUGAGACCUGGUUCAGUCUCUUUGGCUGGCCUGAAGGACCCCAUUCUCUUUCUAUUCCAGAAACUAUAAGAAGGGAGGUGUAUAAAAUGCAAUUUUACUCAUCAGCCUCACCAUCCCAAAAAUUUUCCAGACUGAAUGACGUUUCCAAAUAUAAUAAGACCAUUUAUGAUGUGAUACUACACUUGAGUGGAAAACUGCCACCUGGAAUUCAUUCAAGUCAGUCUUUACCUGUGGAUUAUACUGAAAGGGUGAUUCAACUUCAUUUUCAACAUUCUUCACUUCUUGACUUUCUCAACGCUCAAGGAGCAUGUAUUUCUCAUGUGCUGCCAGAAUUUCUGCUUGAACCAGAAGAUUAUAAAAAGUGGCUUGAAAUUACAGAAAAACCUUCUAUUGUUAUAGAGAUGACUCGGUUUGAAGCCUGGAGUAAAGGGGCAUGGACAGAUGUAUUCCUUCAGAUAUACAAGGUUCUGGUACUAUCCCGGGUUGUACCACACUGCAGCAGUAAUCUGCCCCCCAUUCAUGUGCAAAAUUCACCAAAGGUCAAUCCUUGUUUUGUAUCCAGCAACAUAUAUUCGAGUUCUGAAAGGAUUCUGCUUAAUUGGAUGAACACAAAUUAUGAGAAUGCCCGACAUAUUAUAUGGAAGAACUGUCCCAAUGGAGUUAUUCCCUCUGAGAGAUGGAUAGUAAAUUUUGACCAGGACCUUUUAGAUGGCCUUGUUUUUGCAACACAAUUGGGAGCCUAUUGUCCAUUUUUGAUUGAGUCACAUCUUAUAAAUAUGUAUACACAACCAAAAAGUUCUGAACAGUAUCUGCACAACUGCCUGAUCGUUGUGAAUGUACUUCGUGAAAUUGGCUUUGACAUUGACAUACAGGCCACUGACAUCUGUGAUCCUAACCCAAUCCUGAUGCUCAUGCUUUGUGUCUACAUGUAUGAAAGGCUCCCUACGUAUCUCCCCAAGAAUGUGGUGCCCUUUUAUUGUACUCUACAUGACACUGUGCUAAGACAGAUUCUACUGAAAAAUUCAAGCUUGAAAAACUUGGUGUAUAAUGCUACAAUUGUUGGGAAAGAUGCUGCUGACUUCUCCCUUUCCCAAACUGGGAACAUUGUGACAAUAUCUUCAAAAAAUGAAAUCAGUAUCACUGUGAAAUUCACCAGUCGCUUCCUUCAUCCUGCUGAAGCUUCACUGUUAUUGAUUUCAAAACCUAAGCAUGGGAUAGGAGGCACUACAAUGACUUUUGCUCUUAAGGGUGAAGUCCUCAACUUUAAGGCCAUUGAAAUUAUAAAUUGUAAAUCCCCAUGUUACACAUGGAAAGAAAUCACUGUAAAGGUUAAAAAUCCCUUCCAUUCUGCUGGGGACUUCAGUGUCACAUUGGUGGAAUCCUCAACAUUUAUCUCUUUGCCAUCUCAAUUAACUGAAUCUGGACAACUCAUUAACCACAAGAACAGUGGGGAUGCUGGGAGUAGCCCUGAAAGUGGUGAUGUUGAGAGUUGUUGGCAUUUCUCAAACGCCUUGAAAACCUCAAUUAAGUCCACUUUCAUCAGAGAAUUCUUCUGCUCCACUCAUACUCUUCACCUGGGAGUGAAGAGGACUUCAAGCCUGGAGCUCCUGUUUCUUCCCUUUGACAUGCACACGCGCUACUGUGUCAUCAUCCUCAGAAACAAAGCGAUUGGAGAAUUAAUUUAUGUUGUGGAAGGAAAAGGUACGAUCCCAUUGCCUUCCAGCUUCCACCCAACGGAUUCCUCAACUCCACUUGACUACAGCAGUUCUCCAGAGGAAGUGUUAAGUAAGGACAGUCCUGUUCUGUAUUUGAAAUGUGAGCUCCGUCAGGUCUUGGAUGUGGACCUUAAGUUGCCACUGACUAAUGAAGCCAAGGAGAAGGCCUUGGCUUUUGCAGCACAGCAGCAGAUGUCGGAUAUAGAGUAUGAGCGACGGUUGAUCACAGGCACUCUGGAGAGCAGCAGUGUUCGCGUGGCCAUCGCCCUCCUGGGGCUGACGAAGAUUGAGACUUGUGUUCUCUUUACUACCUCAAAGUUGAAGAAGCCUAAGUCCAUUUCAUACACAGCAGAACUGAGCCUUCCAGAACAUUUUGAUAUCCCCAAGAAAAUCUACAUUCCUCAGAUUACAGAAACUCAAACUAAAUUGACUCAGCCUCAAGGAAUUCAACCUGCAAAUAAAACAGUUGCAGAUGGAUCCGUUCUAGUUCCUUUACGAUUUGUUCCUCUCAGUGCUGGACGCUACCCUUGUAAAAUUUUGUUGACAUCACGGUAUGAUGUGCGUGUCUAUUGCAUUGAAGGUAUAGUAAAUGCAGAAGAACCAGAGGCCAGGUUUGAAUUUGAAACGCCAGCACUUGAAGCCCUUACCCAGAAUAUUCCAGUGAAUAACAAAACAAAGAAUGAAUGGAAAUGUCAAGUUACUAUAGAAGGAGAAUGGUUUUAUGGACCUUCUGUUUUAUAUGUUGGAGCAGGUGAAACUGUGCAGUAUCCUCUCACGUUCAGACCUAUUUUGGAAUGUGAGAUUAUGGGCAGACUUAUUGUGCAAAAUGAAGCAGAUGGUAUGGAGUAUGUCUUUGACAUAAAAGGGAUUGGAAAAAGACCGCUGGCCUUGGAACACAUCAUUAUAAACUGUCAAGUAGGAGAAAUGACAAAUAAACCCAUAAUGGUGCCCAAUCAUACAAAGACCAUCGAAACAUUUAAGGUAUCUUCAGAUCUUCCAAUGGUGUGGGGAAAUCCAGUCAUCACCAUAGACCCUGAUAGCACAAUUCCAUAUAUUCUACACGUUUUGCCUUGGAAACGUGGUAUAUUCAAAGGUGCAAUCUCAUUUUCUGUCAAAAGAAGACAAGAGGAUGAAUCUCAGGAAGAACCAGAUCAACAUGACAUUCGAGUACCCUCUUUUCAGAAAUCAGUAUCAGAACUAUCCCCCCAAAUUGAUGAGGAAGACCCAGAUGAUGGUGCUAGCAAUAUCCGAGUCUGGUACAGUCUUGAGAUCCAUAGCUCUCCGGGACCACCAGUAGACAUUAUUGAAAUGAAGUGCUCUGCUCUGGAGAGCAUUUGCAUUGAAAUACCUCUCUCUAAUCCAAAAAAGAGAAUUAUUCACUUAGAUGUGCAGUUAUCAAAUGCUGCUCUUAAUGGACUCCAGAAACUUCAGCUGUAUCCACUAGAAUGUACUAAGUAUGUGGCACAGUAUUCUCCAGCAAGUCCGGGCUGUAGAGAUGAAAGCAUUGUUUUUCAACCUAAUGUGGCUCUGGAGUUUUGGUAUUUACUGAGAUUAACUACUGAAUUACCAAAACCAACCACAAUACCAGAAGUACAAUGUGACCUUGGCAAGUGCAUGGCUCAGAUGAUUUCUUUAGUUAAUCCCACACACGAAACCUUAGAAUUGCAAGCAACAAACAGUAAUCCUGAAAAUUUUGUCUUGGAUGUUCACAGAUCGGUGCUGACCAUACCUCCUCACUCCACCAAAGAGGUAUCUGUUCAUUUCUGUCCUUCUGCUCUUGGAAGAACUGGUCAUCAAGCUUCUAUCAUCUUCCACUGUGCUCAGUUUACAGAAUGGAGAUUCUUCCUCUCUGGAAUAGGACUAUUCCCUCAGCCUAUAGACAUAAAAAGAAUAACCGCAUGCCUUAGUCUUCAAUCAUCUGUUGUUAUAACUUUCCAAAAUCCCACCAAGGAAGAUGUUCUAAUCGAUAUCAUACUAACAAGUCGGGAAAAGCCCAGGCAUCUCAUCCUUGACCAUCACUGGGAUAAGUUCUUCAGGCAGACUUCUGCUUUCAGUUUUAGUGGCCUGAGUCACACAAAAGGAAUCACAUUGCCUCCUAAAGAGAAUAUAGAUAUCCCAGUGUUAUUUAUGCCCAACACUAUGAAAUUACACAGAACAAUGGUCAUUGUCCAAAUGAUGAGGGCAAAUAGAGAAAGUUGGCCUAUUGACAAUUUUGAAGAAUUAGACACAGAAAUGAAAAGAACAAUGGGAACAGCAAGUAGAGAAAUCCGAGAAAUACACUGGAUAUACCCUAUUCUUGGACUCCCACAGGCACUAUAUCCUAAAUGCCCUCCAGUUGUUAUAAAAUGUCAGUCCAGGAAGCGGGUAGAAGAGGAAGUGGAAGUCACGCUGACUGGUGAUUUUUUUGGAGAAAAUCCUAUCUUAGAUUCAACAGAUUUUAUAGUGAUUCCAAAAAGAAAUUCAUGUAAAUUUGACGAAGAUGUGGAUGAUAUGUCUAUAAAACGUGAAUUUGAAUAUGAAAUUCAAUUUGAAUCUGACGUUGUGAAGUCUAACUUGGAAUCCUGCGUGGCUUUGUAUUUGAUCAAAAAAUCUUUUAAUGUUAUGGCUAAAGUGAUAACAUUGGUCUUCAAUUUGAUAUUUGCACCAAAGAAACCAUUGAGGACUCAAAUUACUCUGAAAAUAGAGUGCAUAACAGAUGGGAUCUGGAAGUUUCCCAUAACAUUGGUUGGUACUGAGCCUGAUGUGGAUGAUGUCAUUGAUAUUGAAGGGGUUGGUUUAUUUAAGGAAUCUAUUGUCGACUUCAGGCUGACAAGUCAGACGAGAAAUCCUGAGCCAUUCACUGCAUACUUCCUACCUGGCAGUGAUCCUGCGUUUUUUGUAAAACCUAAGGUUGGAAAACUUCUUCCUCUUGACACUGAAGGAACUCUCAUCAUUGUGGGUUUUAAACCCCAAAUGUACAGUAGGAAGUACAAAGCAACAUUAGCAAUACAGACACCGGACAUGUACUGGUUGUAUGAUAUCAAUGGGUUACCUCAAGUUACCAAGCCACCGAUGAAUGUCAAAGCCAAAGUUGACACUAACAAGAUGUUUGAUAGAAGGCCAGUUGGUCAGCACAAUUUUAUCCGUGAAAAUGCUAAACUCAUAAGGACAGGGGUGUCCUCUACCAUCAAGGGUGCGCCUUUGAUGUUGAAGAAUAAAUAAAUACUUUUUCCCAAAAUAUUUCUUGAGCUUCAGUAGAAUUGAACAUAUUUUCAUGAUUGUUCUUUCGUCUUCUGGAGUAUUUCUAAGGAGUAACGUUUCAAUUAUAAUAGGCCUUCUCUACUUUUUAAACUGACUAAAUCUAUUCUCUGAAUAUGUUUUACCUGAUUUCUGUUAUGUGUAUCUUUGAAAAUAGACUGGUUGAAAAUUAUUGGGAUUGGUUCCCUUUUAAGUUACAGAGUACAUUUGUAGCAAAAGAAAAAUGAUUUCAGCUUAGAAAUCCAUGCACAUAAGUAUAUGUAGUCGAUAUGCUUCUACAGUGAGUCUUUAAACAAUAUAGAUAUAUUUCAAAAUGAUCCUGGAGAAAAUUCAUUUUCUCAAAGUAAAAGAGAGCAUUUUGCUCGGUAGUUGUCAGAAAAAUAUAAUAAUAAACAGCAAAUACGGACCAUCUUUAAGACACUUUGGCACAAAUGACUGGCUCUGCCACGAAUUAGUCAUUCAUAUGAUUUUAAGCAAAUCGCUUCCCCUUUCUGUGCCCUAUUUUCUUACGUG